Messenger RNA from Branchiostoma belcheri (Belcher's lancelet), 618 nucleotides. RefSeq names its product 39S ribosomal protein L43, mitochondrial-like. Gene Ontology annotation, biological process: mitochondrial translation. Gene Ontology annotation, cellular component: mitochondrial large ribosomal subunit. The transcript has 3 exons. The record is from RefSeq and is a predicted model, not a curated record. Lineage: Eukaryota; Metazoa; Chordata; Leptocardii; Amphioxiformes; Branchiostomatidae. Gene Ontology annotation, molecular function: structural constituent of ribosome. Bases 59 to 541 code for a protein of 160 amino acids.
UCCUUUAUUUAAAUUGGCAGAAGGUCAUACCGGAGCGCGGGGAGGUCCAUGUGAAGUCAUGGCGAACCUGAUAGUAGGAGCGACCGGUCGUACGGUCACUAGUGGGUUUCUCAAGUCUGUACUACAGAACGGCACCGGCCGCUAUGUCUGUCAGCUGCAGAGAAUAACGCUGAAAUUCUGCAAGGCGAGCGGGCAAAGUAGGGGAGUCAGAGAUUAUGUAGAGAACCACCUGCUAGACUUUGCUGCAGCAAACCCAGGAGUUGUGGUCUACGUCACCCCCAAACCUGAGAUACACGCUCGACUGGUGGCAGAGUAUUUGAAUGGCGAGGUCCACACCGUUUUUGUUGAUAAGAAAUCUGCGGAGGAGAUAAAGCAGCACGUCCAGUCACUGGUGUGGCGGUCAGGACUGCCGUUAGUCCGUCUACGUAAGACACAGCACACAGAGACCCCCAGCAUACAGGGACAGUGGACACCCUUCACUAACAGACCAGCCAGCAGUACAGUAGCUUUGGAAGAGAGACUUAAAAGGCUAAAAACCUGAUAACUAUCUGUAUAAUAACUACCUAAGAUACUUUCUGUUCUAUGUACAUGAAUAAAGCAUAUUUGUGAGUUUGGGAA